AUGCCAGCGAAGAAGGAUAAGACGCCCGUCGGGACUCUGUUCCUCAGACGUAGGCAGGUGCAUGUGCAGCAAGUGGCCAUUCAGAGAGACAUCAAGGAAGCCUCUGCCCUGCUCCAGACCAUCGAACCUGCCUCUCCCGAUCCGGACACCUUGCAAAAGCUAAGUUUCUUGUGCUGUGUUUUAGAAUCUUCCUUAUUAGCAUAUGACGAUUUUUGUGGUAGUUUAGCUGAGAUUUUGGUUCCUGAGAAUCUGGGUAUCUCUAAAGAAGAUGUUGAAGCUGAGUUAGAGGAUUGUGUAAAUUGCUCAUCAUCUGUACGCUCCACAAUCACUGCCAUCAAACGCACGUUACACACGUCAUCGCCUAGCGCGAUCGGAAACCCAGCUGGCGCUAGCGACCCAGACUCGCACGAUCAGCAUGUCUUAGCCUCAGCAUCACUACACGCUACCGCAACAAAACUGCUAUCUACCACACAACAACAACAUAAAUCCAUCACUCAAACACAGUCACAGCUCCUACAACAACAGACCGCUCUCCUCAACACGCUACAAUCUCAAUCUCAGCCUUGUACUACUUCAACACCAACAUCUGUCAAAUUACCAAAAUUUGAAAUUUCCAAAUUUUCUGGAGAUUUUUUGAAAUGGAGCGAAUUCCAUGACAUGUUCAUGUCCUCAAUUGACAGUAACACGGGGCUGUCAGAGAUACAAAAACUCACCUACCUAAAGGACCACGUUACUGGGUUGGCCCAUGACGCCAUCUCCGGCCUCCCUUUGUCGAACGCAAACUACACCAUUGCGUUGGAUAUCCUCCGUGCCCGAUUCGGCACCAAACAAGUACUGGUGGAUUCGCAUUACACGUCAAUGCUCGACUUACCUUCCGCGUCGAACACCACAACCUCGUUACGCAAGUUGUAUGACCAGUUAGAAAUUCACUUGCGUAGCCUUGAUGCUCUUGGCGAGAAAACUGACUCAGGCGUAAUUAUCUCCAUCAUGACAAGCAAACUUCCACGAGCCACACUUGUAACCCUUGAGCUAAAAAAGGGCCCAACGCCAUGGACCUGCCAGGACUUAAGAGACGCUCUAGGAGUGUACAUUGCGGCACACGAAGCGGCAGAUCGCCUUUGCCCGGCAAAGAAGCCCAACGACACAAGCAGCUUCAAGGCCUCUCAUGCCACAUCCCCUUCCCCAUCUCCAUCUUCUGGGCAUUCAUUACCAGCACAAGCAAUGUCUCGGCGAAAGCCUACUUGUGCAUUUUGCAAGGCCGCACAUUAUACAGACGAAUGCACCAAAGUUACCACGAUCAAUGACAGACAGAAGGCAGCUAAAGGUCGUUGCCUCAAAUGCUUCAGUACACGGCACAGUACACGUGAAUGCACUAGCACAAUCACUUGCUAUCAUUGCAAAACGUCUGGCCAUCACCGCAGUUUGUGCCCGACUAAAUUCACAGCCUCAUCCCAAACCAGCCUAAGCGCUCAUGCGGAGGUUUUCACACCUCACGCCAACACACUUACAACGAACGGUGGUAGCCAUGUCGUAAUGCAAACGGCCGUAGCAUCAUGCUCAACACACGAUGGUGACAUUGUCAAUGCGAGAAUCUUGUUCGACACUGGUGCAAAUCGCACGUAUGUCACUUCACACUUAGCAACACGUCUCAACCUGCCUACAGUCGGUAAGCAGUAUAUUUCUUUAGCAACCUUUGGCAAUAGCAAGCGACACACAACAGAAUAUGACCAGGUGGAAGUUAGGGUGCAGUGCAAUGAUGGCUCUAUGCACCUCCUCAAAGCAUGUGUGUUACCAGAAAUCACUGCACCGAUUCAGAGGGUAGAAUUGGCAAAGCGGUAUCCAGUCUUGCAAUCAUUGCCCCUUGCCGAACCGCUAGCGUCUUCUUCAGGCUCAUUGCCCAUCGACAUACUGGUGGGCCUCGAUCACUACUACCAUAUUGUGGGUCCAGACCGCUUGGAACUUCCAGGGGGACUUGUCCUCCUGCAGUCUUCCCUCGGCUUCAUUUGUACAGGUACGGUACCUACACCGGCCACGUCGGAGGGUCAAUCAUGUCUUGCAGUCCACAGUCACAGCGAUGGAGAUCCCUCUAUGGACUUGCAGCGGUUUUGGGCAGCGGAAGAGUUCCCUGUCCCAGACAACGCAGACCACGAAGACAUCGUUCUUCAGCGAUUCCUCCACACACUCUCUUUCGAAGACUCUCGCUAUGUUGUCGAGUGGCCGUGGCGGGACCUGCACGACGAACUUCCAUCCAACUACGGAUUAGCACUGGGCCGACUGACCUCCCUUUUGAAACGUGUCACGUCAAAGCGUACUCUUCUUCAACAGUACAACAGUGUGUUGCAAGAUCAGUUGACCAAAGGCAUUAUUGAGAUAGUACCGCCUGGGCCCACUUCGAAUUCUGUGCAUUAUCUUCCCCACCACUGCGUAGAGAAGCCUUCACACACGACUACCAAGCUCCGAAUAGUCUACGAUGCUUCCGCCAAGCUCUCACGCUCCCACCCCAGCCUGAACGACUGCCUAGCUGCUGGCCCGAACCUCGUCCCUGAUCUCGCUGGAGUCCUUCUGCGUUUCCGCCUUUCGCCUAUUGCCAUUUCCAGUGACAUAGAAAAAGCUUUCCUUCAACUCAGCCUAUGCAAAGCGGACAGAGACGUCACUCGUUUUCUGUGGGUCAAGGACCUUGAUCAACCACCCUCACCAGAGAAUCUUGUAGUCUACCGCUUCUGUCGUGUGCCAUUUGGGGUGAUCAGUAGCCCCUUCCUUCUAGCAGCUACUGUUCGCCAUCAUCUCUCUAUUGCCGACGUCCCAGACGCGCAAGAACUUCUUCGGAAUAUCUAUGUAGACAACUUGUUUAUCGGCGCAACCUCUCCUGAUGAGGCCCUUCAUAAGUACACUGCAACGAAGAAGUUAUUCUCAGCCGCAUCGAUGAAUGCCCGAGAAUGGUCCAGCAACAGUCCAGAGUUCCUUCACCACGUUCCCGAACUCGAUUGCGCUUCAACCGGUACACAAAAGUGCCUUGGUAUGCUUUGGGAUACCUGUCAAGAUAGUCUCUUCUGUACAAAGGUCGCUGCCACUCAUGCCGUCAUAGCAACCAAACGUCACCUACUGCAAACCGUGGCCAAGUUCUUCGAUCCACUUGGAUUGCUUUCUCCUGUUCUGGUGCGCGCCAAGAUACUUCUCCAGGACGUGUGGAAGUUAGAUGUAGGCUGGGAUGACCCUCUUCCACUUGAAAUCUUGGAUCGAUGGCAGAGUAUUGCGAUUGAUUUAGAAGAAGCGCAUACUGUGGCCUUCCCUCGGUACGUCGGCAACGCAUCACCCAAUGUCUCGCAUGCGCUCCAUGUCUUCUGCGAUGCGUCUGAAGCAGCCUAUGGCGUAGCUGCCUAUCUUGUUACCGACAAUGCCCAUGAGCGGGCAUCUCACCUCAUCUACAGCAAGUCUCGUGUUGCGCCAGUAAAGCCGUGCUCCAUCCCCCGCCUCGAGCUGAUGGCAGCUCUACUUGGUGCCCGAGUCAUCCUCUACUUACGCAAGGAGCUUCCUUUGGCCUUCUGCUCCACAGUGUUGUGGUCUGAUUCGACCACCGUUCUCCACUGGCUACAAUCAAAUGACAAGUUGCCAGUCUUUGUCCUCAACCGUGUAACCGCAAUACGAGCCGUCAACGAUCUCCAGUGCCGUCAUGUUCGCUCAGCUCACAACCCAGCGGAUCUGCCGUCACGAGGAGCAUCAACCUCAUUCCUACUGGACAACAUCCUCUGGUGGCACGGACCGCCCCUCCUCACGCAGCCUCUAGCUGAUCUACCAUCAAAUGGCCCAAUCGCGCACGCCACCAUCGCCCUUGGGGAGGGUCCUCCGGAUUCAAAGGUGCCAGAGUCUCAGCAACCACACAAUAAAAAACCCGAUGCACAUCACAAGCAAAAAAAAAGAUGUGAUGAAACACCCCCAUUUGAUAUUGAUGUAACACGGUUUAGUUCGUUCUACACCUUAGUACGUGUCUCUGGUUUGUGUGCCCGCUUUGUGUCCAGACUCAAGUCGAAGCUACCGGGAGGGGCCGCGGCUGGGCCUCUCCCCCUCAGCAGCAGGGAAACGGAACAAGCACAACUGCUUUGGAUACGCCAUUGGCAGCAGCGACACUACCCAGACGUUGUCGACUGCUUGGCAUCCAACAAGCCUCAUCAGCUGAUCGGCAAGCUAGGCCUGUUCAGUGAUGAAGACGGUAUCAUCCGGUGUCGUGGACGACUGGAGAAUGCAGACCUGUGCAAUGACGCCAAGUUCCCGAUCCUACUACCCAGAGCUGUAGCCAGCCUCGUCAUCACUGACUGCCACAAGAAAGUGUUUCACUUCGGUGUGAACCACACGCUCGCCAGCCUAAGACUGAAGUACUGGGUACCGAAGGGACGAGCGGCAGUCAAAUCCACUCUGCGACUUUGCCAGGUUUGCCGGCAUCACAGUGGUCCCCCAUUCGCCAAACCGGAUAUGGCCCCCUUGCCAUCAUCGCGUGUGAAGCCAUCCAGAGCCUUCAGCCACACUGGAAUUGAUUUCUUUGGCCCAGUAUAUGUCCGUGGCCAGCCAGUUGCUACAAAGGUCUGGGUCUGUUUGUUUUCCUGCAUGUCCACCAGAGCAGUGCAUUUGGAAACAGUGAGCAACAUGACCACAAGUGAAUUUCUGCUAGCCUUCCGCAGAUUUGUUGCACGACGUGGAACCCCAGCACUCAUAGUGUCGGACAAUGCGCCCCAAUUCAAGGCAGCGCCCACAGCUUUAGAAGUCGCAUUCCGCGAUAUUCUACACCAUGAGGACGUCAGGUCCCACUUCGCCCGUCAUGAUAUCCAAUGGCAAUUCAUAGUGGAAUCAGCACCAUGGAUGGGUGGAUUCUACGAGAGGCUUGUGGGCACAGUGAAGAAAGCUAUGAAGAAGGCACUGGGCAGAUCCCUAGUCAGUCUUCAACACCUCAGCACGCUGCUCACUGAGAUAGAAGCAGUUGUGAAUUCCCGUCCACUUGUUUACAUCGACGAAGAUGUCCGUACUGUACUGACACCUGGUCACUUCCUCUCCAUCAGCCAGAGCACUGGCCUCUUUGAUCUCCCGGAGACAAGUGACGACCCUGACUUCCGCCCGACUCCAACCACUGCCGAAGAGUUACUCGCCGGUUGGAAGAAAGGUCAGAACCGCCUCCAUGAGUUUUGGCGCAUGUGGUGCAAUGACUACCUGCUGAGUCUACGCUCAACGCACACCACCCAUCACAGCCAAGGCCGUUCUGUCCUCCAUCGUACACCUGCAAUUGGAGAAGUUGUGUUGAUAAAGGACCAGCUUCCCCGAGCAUCUUGGAGAUUGGGCAAGGUGUGUGAAGUACAUGUCAGUGCAGACAACAAGAUCCGGUCGGCGUCUGUCACCACUGCUGAUCGACGCACACUGAAGCGUCCACUCAGCUUACUCUAUCCGCUGGAACUGAGCGCGACAGCGACACCACCAGCCGGUGUUACAGCAGAUGUCGCCUCUGAACCUGAUGCCGUCCCAGACUCUUCUAAAGCUCGUCCACAGCGCGCUGCCGCAGCCAAGCAGAGAAUUGCGCUGAAGAGUCUCAUUGAAGAUGAUGCCGUCUAG
Sycon ciliatum is the source of this 5592-nucleotide messenger RNA. RefSeq lists its product as uncharacterized. NCBI's taxonomy places the organism in Eukaryota, Metazoa, Porifera, Calcarea, Leucosolenida, Sycettidae. Gene Ontology annotation, molecular function: zinc ion binding; nucleic acid binding. The coding region runs from base 1 to 5592 and encodes 1863 amino acids. The record is from RefSeq and is a predicted model, not a curated record. Gene Ontology annotation, biological process: DNA integration. The transcript has a single exon.